AGUUACGCUAAGGUUGGUUCACCAAUCACGUUUACCUCUAUUUUUGUAGAGGUCGGACGCAUGUGCCAAGGAAGAGUUUGUUCGACAUGCUGGAGGACUUCAGUGCGGCUUAGACUUCAGCCGGACGGGGUCUGGCCAUUCUUGUCUGCGGUGUGUGUUACUACAUCUGUCGAUCACACCAAGCUGGACUAUCGAAACGGAACGAACAAAUUUUAGGUGAAUCUAUUCGAGAAUAGUGAGCUUGCAGCAGCACAAACGAAUCCACCCCAAAAUAGUGUUUUCUAAACAAGAAAAAUUGUUCUCCAUAAACAGUGAUCAGUUCUGUGACUAAGAAACGAACAAAUAUUUUUGUAAUGAAUAUAGAAUGCUCUGGUGUCAAUCUAUAGUUUAUUAAAAGUUUCACAAUCGAAACGUCUAAUGUACACGUUGUCAACGAAAAGUGAUAUUUAAAUUAUAGAAAAGAAGAACAGUUUGCUUAAACGAAUUCAAAAGUAUUCUCGAAGAAGCCUGGUUUAAACUGCGCUCUGUUAAAAAGUCUGUGGUACAGCCGAUACAUUUAGGGAGUGUGUUAGAAUCGAAUUGUUCAAAAUGCAGUCCUCACGAGUGAGAAGUGCACUCGUGCACCACAGAAACGUGCUACGAGUUAUCAACGUUACACCGAGAACCUUUGGCACCGAUGUACACUACAAACCCAUCAGAAGCGUCCUCGUCGCGAAUCGAGGUGAGAUCGCGAUUCGCGUGUUUCGAGCAUGUACCGAGCUGGGUAUUCGUUCGGUGGCGGUGUAUUCAGAGCAAGACAAAAUGCAAAUGCACAGGCAAAAAGCCGACGAGGCUUACAUGGUCGGCAGAGGGCUGCCACCUGUUCAAGCUUACCUGAAUAUUCCUGAAAUCAUAAAAGUUGCAAAGGAGAACGACGUCGAUGCCAUCCAUCCGGGUUACGGUUUCCUGUCUGAGAGAUCAGAUUUUGCGCAAGCUGUUAUCAACGCUGGAAUCAGAUUCAUUGGUCCCAGCCCUAAAGUCGUGCAACAGAUGGGUGACAAGGUUGCUGCAAGACAAGCCGCUAUAGAAGCUGGGGUACCGAUCGUUCCGGGAACAGAUGGACCAGUGACCUCGUCCGAUGAAGCGGUAGAGUUUUGUAUGAAACAUGGACUUCCGGUCAUUUUCAAAGCUGCUUACGGUGGAGGCGGCAGAGGAAUGAGAGUUGUAAGACAGAUGGAAGAAGUCCGAGAAAUGUUUGAACGUGCAAUGUCGGAAGCGGCAGCUGCUUUCGGGAACGGAGCCAUGUUCAUUGAGAAGUUCAUUGAGAGACCAAGACACAUCGAGGUUCAAUUGUUGGGUGACAAUGCUGGCAAUGUUGUCCAUCUUUACGAACGUGAUUGUUCCGUACAGCGUCGUCAUCAAAAGGUCGUGGAAAUUGCUCCUGCACCGCUCCUAGAUGUUAAAGUAAGAAAUAAGAUGACCGACUAUGCCGUAAAACUGGCGAAACACGUUGGUUAUUCGAACGCAGGUACUGUCGAAUUUUUGGCCGACGAGUCCGGAAACUUCUACUUCAUUGAAGUUAACGCCAGGCUUCAAGUUGAGCACACAGUGACGGAAGAAAUUACCGGAAUCGAUUUGGUACAGUCUCAGAUUCGUAUUGCCGAGGGUAUCACGUUACCUGAGCUAGGAAUGACGCAGGAGAAAAUCCAUCCUCAAGGUUCCGCUAUACAGUGUCGUGUAACCACAGAAGAUCCUGCGAAGAACUUCCAGCCGGAUACUGGAAGAAUCGAAGUGUUCCGUUCCGGUGAAGGUAUGGGUAUCCGAUUGGACGGUGCGUCUGCAUUUGGUGGAGCGAUUAUUUCACCUUACUAUGAUUCCCUUCUUGUCAAGGUGAUAGCCCACGCAGGUGACUUGCAGUCAUCCUGCGCGAAAAUGAAUCGCGCUCUUCGCGAGUUCCGUGUUCGCGGUGUCAAAACGAAUAUUCCAUUCCUGUUGAACGUGUUGGAGAACCAGAAGUUCCUCAACGGAAAGGUGGACACGUAUUUCAUCGACGAAAAUCCGCAGCUGUUCCAAUUCCAGCCGAGUCGGAAUCGUGCGCAAAAGUUGCUAAACUAUCUGGGCUCUGUCCUCGUAAACGGUCCUAGCACUCCUUUGGCGACCGAUUUGAAACCGGCGGAAAUAAAACCGCACAUUCCCCAGAUUGCUCUAGACUUUGCUAAGCUUGCAGCUGCUGAAGAGAACGGUGAUGCAGAUUUACCAGAUGUUAAAGAACCACCGAAAGGUUUCCGUCAAAUCUACAAGGAAAAGGGGCCGGAAGCGUUCGCGAAGGCCAUCAGGCAACACAAAGGAUUGCUGUUGAUGGACACCACUUUCCGUGACGCUCAUCAGUCCCUGCUAGCUACUCGCGUGAGAUCGCACGAUCUUCUAAUGAUUUCGCCUUUCGUCGCUCAGAAAUUUAACACUCUUUAUUCCUUGGAAAAUUGGGGUGGCGCUACCUUUGAUGUCGCUCUUAGGUUCCUCCACGAGUGUCCAUGGGAGCGGUUGGAAGAUAUGAGGAAAGCCAUACCGAACAUCCCCUUCCAAAUGCUUCUCAGAGGUGCUAAUGCUGUAGGUUACACUAACUAUCCUGACAAUGUUGUCUAUAAAUUCUGCGAACUGGCUGUACAGACUGGAAUGGACGUCUUCAGAGUAUUCGAUUCGCUGAACUAUCUACCGAACUUGCUUAUCGGUAUGGAAGCAGCUGGCAAGGCCGGUGGAAUCGUCGAAGCUGCUAUCUCGUACACUGGAGAUGUGAGCGAUCCGAACAAGAAGAAAUACGACCUGAAGUAUUACACUAACUUAGCGGAUCAGUUGGUAAAAGCCGGCACUCAUGUCCUGGCGAUCAAGGAUAUGGCAGGAUUACUGAAACCGAAAGCAGCGAGAAUGCUAAUCGACGCGAUCAGGCAGAAACAUCCCGACGUACCAUUACACAUUCACACGCACGACACUGCUGGAGCUGGGGUAGCAUCCAUGUUAGCCUGCGCGGAAAGCGGAGCCGAUGUUGUCGAUGUUGCCGUUGACAGUAUGUCCGGAAUGACCAGUCAACCUUCCAUGGGUGCUAUAGUUGCGGCACUUAGUGGUACGCCGAACGAUACUAAUCUUGACCUCCGUGACGUUUCGGAAUACUCCGCUUACUGGGAACAAACGAGAACAUUAUACGCGCCGUUCGAGUGUACGACCACUAUGAAAUCCGGAAAUGCAGACGUCUAUUUGAAUGAGAUUCCUGGUGGCCAGUACACGAAUUUACAAUUCCAAGCCUAUUCCCUUGGAUUGGGAGAAUUCUUCGAAGAUGUUAAGAAGGCUUAUAGGGAAGCCAAUUUGUUGCUCGGUGACAUUAUUAAGGUCACACCGAGUUCGAAAGUUGUCGGCGAUCUUGCCCAAUUUAUGGUACAAAAUAAGCUCACGGCUGAUGACGUCAGAAACAAAGCCGAAGAACUGUCAUUCCCUAAAUCAGUGGUCGAGUUCUUCCAGGGUGCGAUUGGCGAGCCUUAUGGAGGAUUCCCUGAACCACUUAGGUCAAAAAUAUUGAAGGACAUGCCACGAAUCAAGGGCAGGCCCGGAGAAAGUUUGCCUGCGUUAGACUUCGGCGCAUUGAAGGCUAAGUUGCAAGAAUCUCAUCCACACAUUUCAAACAAAGAUGUCAUGUCAGCGGCUCUCUAUCCUGAAGUGACGAACGAUUUCUUAACGUUCAGAGAACAGUAUGGACCAGUAGACAAACUGGAAACUAGAAUUUUCUUAACAGGCCCAAAGGUCGGAGAAGAGUUCGAUGUCACUAUUGAAAAGGGCAAAACUUUGGCUUUCAAGACUCUAGCCGUUGCAGAAGAUCUCACGCCGAAUGGAGAACGCGAAGUGUUCUUCGAAAUGAAUGGACAACUCAGAUCUGUAUUUAUCAGGGAUAAGGAAGCUGUAAAGGAACUUCAUGUUCAUCCAAAAGCUGCCAAAGGAGACAAAAACCAGGUUGGAGCACCGAUGCCUGGCACAGUGAUUGACAUCAGGGUAAAAGUUGGCGAUACGGUUGAGAAAGGAGCACCGUUGAUCGUCUUGUCGGCCAUGAAAAUGGAAAUGGUGGUGCAGGCGCCGAAAGCUGGAAAGAUUAAGACUCUCGACAUCUCUCAGGGAAUGAGAUUAGAGGGAGAAGAUCUAGUUCUGACAUUCGAAUAGAGUUCCAUAUCCACUGAGACUGGAAUGACUGUGAAAUCAUGUCGCUGUAUACAUUCUUAAGACAAGAGUACGUUUCGUUUAAUUGAUAGUUGCUGAAUGUCGUUACUAUUUGUAUACAGAUAAGUAGACUGCGGAUUUCCGUGCAUCCAUUGCAUAUACAAAUUCGUAAUACAUGAGGGAAUGUGUAUAUUAAUAUAUAAUAAUGAAAUUUUUAUUUCAUUUUUGGUACGAUCUUUCUACUGCCGAACAAAAUGUGUCACUGAUCAUAAUUUUUGUAGAAUAGGUAUAGACAGAAAUUCGCAUAAAAAUCAGCAGUCUACGGAUAAGUCUUACUCGUCUAAGAAAUUGUAGAAAAUAGAUAUUGUACAUAUUCUAGUUUUAACCAGAGGUUGAAAUUUCAUGAACUUUUAUAUAUAUAUAUAUAUAAGGAACGUAUUUGAAUUUUUAAAAUACAUUUUUAUUCUAUGUCCUUGUCCAUAUAAAAUUUUAUUUUAAUACAUCUGUUAUUUUUCAAAAAGGUGAAGUAAUAUUGUCUGCAGCAUUAAGAAGAAAGUAUGAUACAGUAAAUUGUGAAUGAUUUUAUGAAAGUUAGGAAUUAAUUUACUACCUCGUAAAUCAGUAGAAGGAUUUAAAAAUGUGGAAGAACAUUGCACAUAAGAAUUCGAUUUGCAACAUUAAUUAAAACAGUAGCAAUGAAUAUUCUUUUAAAAUUUUCAUCGCACUGUAGAUGCAUUACUUGCUAAAACGGUUUCUGUGACACCGUUAUGUCGCAUUCUUCUUAUCUUAAUUGAUUUUAUUCAUUCUCUGUAGUCACUGCUUUGCGUCAAUCAUUUACUAGUACUUAAUUUAAUGUUGCAAAUAUAUCAAUUAUUUUUUAUGAAAAAUUGAAGAUGAUCAUUCAACCGGCUAAUGUGUUCAUGUUUGGUGAUAACUAAACUGUAGUAGAUAUAGGCCUACGACUUUAAGAAAUCGGGAAGCGAGUGUCAAGAGGUGAAUAAUCGAGAAUUGAAAAUUAUUAUUUUUAAUUCAUUGUUAAUGUUACUGUACCUCGAAACCGUGUAAAUAAUUAUUUUAUUUCACUGUUUUGUAACAAAACUGCAUUAUCGAAUUACUGAUCGAAACAUUUUUCGCAUGAUUAACAGUUCAUUUUUUAAUGAAAUUGUCGAAUUAUUAUUAGUAAUUGAAAAGUUUUAUUUUAAAAAAUUAAAUGCAAUAUCAGUUUGAAAUUUUGUGCCUCUAUUUUUCACAUACCAAUUAAUUAUGUACGUGAAUGUUAUGAAAUUCUUGGGAAAUAUUUUUUCGGAGAUAUUGAGUAUCAUAAUUUUAAUAUGAUUUCUGGAAAUACGAUAAGUGUUUAUUAAAUUUAAAUUCCGUUUUGAAAUUAUGCUUACAGCACGAAAAGGUUUUCCGGUGUUACGUACAAUAUAGUUUACAUAUCCUUGAAUAUGAAUUUUAUAUAAUUUGUCGCGGUACGUAUAAAUAAAUAUUGGCGCAAAGUUCUGAUCUGUUAAAUAUUGUUUUGUUAAGUAAAAUAGUAGAAAAUAUUAUACUUCUUACAUAUUGCGUCUAAUUUUUAUUAGAUAAGAGUAAAAUUGUGAAUUAAACAAUUGCACAAAAUAUUAAUGCUUCUCGCAUCGAAUGACCAUGAAUAAUAUUAAUUAAACUUUUAGCAGUUCGUGAAACUGUUUUCUUCCAAGUACGAUCAAAGCUGCCAAAAUGUGUUAUUGAAGCAUUGCGAAUUUUUCAACGGAAUUGUAAGAACUUAACAAUUCUCAUGUCCAAGUAUAUGUAAAAUUAGUUUUGGGAAAAUCAUUCCCUUAGUUGUAAAAUGAAAAUGGAGACCGAAAGUAUCUAGAAACGUGAAGUGUUUGCAAGAAAUGUUAUAUAUUUUCAAUAAUAGAUUUAUCUACCGGGUACUGAUAUUUCUGGAAUGUCUAUGUGAAAUGUAAAAACAAUCUGAAAUAGUUCUAUGCACAAAUGAUCAAACUCAAUAAUGAAUUGAAUUAUUGUAGUUGUAUAUUAUUUAUAUAAUAGAUGAUGUUUCCUUCAGUGACUGUUAUUAAAUUCUCUGUUGUUUAUAAUUUCAAUAAGAAAUUACAUACCUUACAUAAUGAUAUUAAAAUAAAUUAGCAUAAUCGUUUUUGAAGGUUUACAUUAUUUUUAGGUGAACCUGUCAAGAAUCUAUGUCUUCAUUGAUUCAUAUGAUUUUUUAAUAUGUUGUAGAAAUUAAUAUUUUGAACAACUUUCACUUAUAUAUAUAACUUGUUCUUUUGCUAAUUCUGGCAGCUAAAAGUGUUGUUAGAUGUAGCUUCAGUAUCUAUAGGGUGUCUUACCUAAAAUCAGUUUCUUAAAUGUAAAGAAAUGAAUUUUAUUUAGAUAGCUGAGGAUAGUAUUGGUGAGGCUGUCUUUUCGGGGUGGGGGUGUAAACACUAGGUGCUUUAAUUCAUAAGUAACAUGAUUGAACAACAGUAUAGAUGUACGUUGUCACGGAUACAAAAUUCAUUGUAGUAUUACCGACAGCUUUUCAUAAUUAGAAAACAUAAGUGAGCUCACUGGUUAUACAUAUGCAUAAAAAAAAAAUUGUUCAAAAUAUUGAUUUAUAGGGUAAUUUCGGGUGAGAUGGUCCGAUCUAAUUAAAAUUAUCAAAUAUCUUCAAUUUUGUUGAAUGGUAUACUGAAUCUUGUACAUACAGAGAUUUAUUUAACUAUUAUUCUUAUAUAGGUAUAUCUGUUUUCACACAUAUAUGUUAUUGUUUCGUAGGUAUCAACGAUAUUUAUGACGUAUUAGUGCUUUUUAAAAAAGUGAGCCAUCUCUCCCCGACUUAUCUCGACUCACAACGUAUACAGAAAUCAUUCUAAUCAGUGUUGGCAUCACAUUUCAAUAACUUCACCCAUUUUUAUAUUGUAUAGUACAAGUAUCGUCUACAUUUCUCCUGAAAAGUCAUUACAAUCUUUUACAAUGUCUUGAUAUUACUGCUAAAAAAAUAUAUACUGUCAUACUUGAUUUAUUGUUACACAUUCAAACAAAAACUUAAUUUAAGAAGUUUUUGAAAAUGAAUGUGUAAAAUUCAUGAAAACGUUGUACAUAUAAAUAAAUACAGUAUACGUGUAGGUAUGUAAGGAAUAACAAGGUUUCUCCUUUGUUUGCAUUUUGAAGCACUUUAGAAUGGUAUGUGACAUAUAAACAUCUGAUGGCAUCUCAUAUUGCAAUUAUCGCAAUCCACACCCUAAUGUGCGUUUGAAAAACAUGUUCGAAGUGUAUUUAUAUAGAUAUUGAAAUUGAUUGAAUGUAAUUACAUUUGUAUGAUGCUUUUACAAAUGCAAAAGAGUCUUUUACAAUUAAUAGUCUGAGGUAUUUCUUUCUGAUGUGUAAUUCCUCUUUUAUAAUAUAUGUAUAUUUUUGUUGAUAUUUAUUUACAAACGAUAAUCUUUUUGCGGUAAUUUCUAUGUAUCUAUAUACAAUCAUAAGUAAACUACGAAUCUUUAUGCAGAUCAUAAAUUAUUUUAUAAAAAUCAGAAUAAAGGACAAAUUUAUUUCACUAAUUAAAAGAUUCUUUAUGGUAAGGUAAUACAGAAAUUCCAUAAACGAAUAAAGAUCAGUAGCCCACUCUUAAGCAAAUAACAAGAACCGAAACACCUAUCUUGACAGACAAAAUUAAAUUUUAUUUAAAAAAUCAGGUUAUUCACUAUACACAGUAAACUAAUAAAAAUUAAUAAUAUUCAGUUAUCUAAAUUGAUUUUUAAGUGUAAUAAUAUUGUCCAACAAAUCUUAUUCUUUUUACUGUAUUCCAACAUUUCGUAAUUCACAUAGAUUAUUAUUGAAUAAAAAUUUAAAAAGAGUCUUUCUAUCAAUCUCUUUGAAACUUAAUUUUAAAAAAUAAAAUCGAAUUUUUCACAAAUAAGCUCGAAUGUCAGCCGUGCCUGACAAAACAGUAAAAAUUACAUUAAAUGUCUUUUAAACUAUAACAAUUAAAGAACAAAUUGCCAUGCAAAAAUUGCGUAAUGGAGAUAAGACUAUUACAUGAUAAUGUUUUUACACUUUAGAUUUCUUCAAAUAUUUAAAUAUCAAUUCUAACAACAGUUGUUCAGAGAAAUAUUAUAUCCUCUAAUGCAGGAUCAUUCAAGAAAAUAUUUUUAUAUUUAUUUAUAUUUAUUUAAACAAUAUAACAAAAUAUUUCCAAAGCGAUAACAAUCAUUAUCGAUACGAUAUUGUAAUUUUACGAUUAGAGUGUCAAUUGCGGAAGUUAUAGCCUUACAAUUUAUUGCCCCGUCAAUGAGUCGCUGGACAAUACUGUCAUAAACCGCGACCCAUGCGAAAUACCCCUAAUGGAUCGCGCGAUUGGUUCUCGGAACCAAUCCUUUAAUUUUGUCGGAAUAGUCCUGAAAGGUUUCUUGGAAGUAACAUCGUUUUUCACCUCGAGAAAAAUAUUAACCAAUCCAGAUACUAAUUUCUUCGUAGUCAACCACCAAUUCUGCGGCAUAAUAAUCGUAUAAACUUUGGGCAAUCAAUUGCACAUUACAUAACACUGAAGAAAGAUGGUUUCAAGCAAAUAUUCAAACAUUUGAUCAAACAACGUGUACAAAUUUAAUAAAAUAUUUUCUUUAUUAUUCAAAAGAACAUCAUCUAAUUCUUUUUCGAUAUUUAGAAACAGGAACAGUCGUUACUUCUUUUAUACAUAGUAUUCAUGUAAAGUCGAAUCGAUUAAUAUCGAUUAUUAGAGGCAUAAGGAGUACAAAAUAAAUCGUUAAAGCCUGUUAGUUCUGUGAUGUGAAUCAGACAGCCGAUAUUUUUCAGGAUAUUAGCAGUUCGAAAAAAUUUCUUUCAGCAGCUUUCACAAACACCGAAAUCGAAAUAUAUUCUGGUUUUCUAUUAUUUUCCAGAAUAUAAGUGUCGAUAACUCUACUUUCAGUUACGCGUAUAAAUUGUCAUUGCUGCUGAUAUAAUGUUAGUGAUAGUGUCAUUUAAUCUGAAAAUGAAAGUCAAAACGAUAUGCAACAAUAAACCGAUGAAUGAGUCAUUUAUGAAAAUGAGACUUUCCGUUUAUGAACAAUUUUUUCCGCUUAAAAGUGAAGGAUGGUUUUAAAGCACGAAGGAAUAUCUUUUGAAUAAAAGUAAUUGCUUUUCAUUUUUCACGCAAUAUGAACGAUUUAUUAAUUAAUUUGUACACAGAGUACAAAUUAAUUAAUUUAGUUAUUUUAAUUCCUCCAAAAUGUAUCCUUACAUAUGCGUGAUAGAAGUUCGAAAUUUUGAGGAAAGAGUAGAAAACCAUAAUACUGUCAAACAAAUUUAAAUUCUUCUCUUGUAUUUGAAUAUUUAAUAAGUUAUAAAGUGUAUCAAAUAAGAUAAUAUGUAACAUUAGAAGGUUAGACAGAUUUAAACUUAUUUAAAGAAUAUUCAUAGUGAAUGAAAAUCUUGUUGGAUUUUAGUUUUAUCAUUUCAUUUUUAGUCUCUUGUAACUCGAUAAAGCAGCCUUUGUUUGUGUAAAAACCAUCGAAGAACGCUACAACACGACUUUGUUUUAAAUUGACAGGACAAAAUAGUGUUACAUGACACAAGGUUUAAUGCAUUCAAUUGUACUAGCUUGCAUCUCUGUUACAUUUAUCGUUAAUAAAUUAAUGCAGCUUGUAAUGUCGAAUUACACUCAUUUUGACCCUUUAUAUAUUUGACGAAUAUUGACACGAAAAUCUAAAAACCAGCUAAAUUUCUGAUGGGAGUGUGAAUAAUUUCAUUGUUUGAAUAAAUUUAUAAGAAACAUGACAAUUAUUCUUUCGUUGAAUGAAACUUUUUGUAACAGGAGAAAGUUUGUUCGAGCAGUUAAAAUAAACUCACAAAGUUCAGGUGAAAAUUGAAGAUGGAAACUAAUAUUUUUGUUGUAAUAACUAAUAAAUAUGAAACAGAUAGUGAAAAUUAUACAAUAGGGUUUAAUUCUCGUUAUUACUAAGGAAAUAUUUUAAUGAUUGAAGGGAACUUUAGAAAGGUGUGGCGUAACGAACGCAUCCGAUAGCGUUUUGUUCAUUUUUCAUAGCUCGUUUGCCUGUCGCUUUCUAUUCAUUACCAUCCAACCGAAAAAGAAUCUAACAAUUCGAACUUCCGCGAAAUUCUAAACAGUCAUUGGUUUUCUUCGAAACCAAGCAGAAACAAUAGGAUCAUAAAUAAGUUAUUACAUUUUGCAAUACAUAUCUUAUUCGACAGAAUUAUUUUAUAUUAUUAGACUAAUAUAAUAUUUAUUAUCAUUAUUAUUUAUGCUUACUAGCCAUAAAUCUGUAAUGUUCUGUUUCUACUUGCAAAAUUAAAUAUUUACCAUCUAUUCGUUUUUCAAUAAUCAAAAAUUCCUGUUUUUAAAUGACCGUUAUAUUCAAAUAAAUUCUAUGCCAAAAGUUGUCUUAUAUAUUCUGUGAUAAUUCGUCUUUAAAGUUCUUUUCAUUUUCUACGUGAAGUGUGUAUAAUCACGUUGUACAUAAUAUACUAAAUUACAUAUACAUGCUGUUCCUAUAUUAUAAUUAUAACCUGGUCAUAAACUAAGAACUGCAUACAACCAAGAAUUUAAAUAUACACGAUUAAAAGGAAUAUUUUGUU
Nomia melanderi (Alkali bee) is the source of this 10755-nucleotide messenger RNA. RefSeq names its product Pyruvate carboxylase (gene PCB). The record is from RefSeq and is a predicted model, not a curated record. Lineage: Eukaryota; Metazoa; Arthropoda; Insecta; Hymenoptera; Halictidae. Gene Ontology annotation, cellular component: cytoplasm. Gene Ontology annotation, biological process: pyruvate metabolic process; gluconeogenesis. Gene Ontology annotation, molecular function: pyruvate carboxylase activity; ATP binding; metal ion binding.